UAAAUGGCAUCAGGAGAGCAUGAAAAGUCACAUUGCUGCAGACUUCUAGGCAGCAAUACACCCUCACGCUGAGGUCUCCUGUCUCUAGGAACGACUCCAGCUUAAUCUUCUCCACCAUGAGCCUCAGACCUAAUGCCGCCCCCUCCUGUGCCCGCACCAGCCCUCUCCGGGUUCUACAGGGGCUGCUAGUGCUAUCCCUGCCCUUGACCACGCUGCUUCCCUGGGCCGCCGGAGAAACUCAAAGUGUGGACAGGAAACAGUUCUUUGAACUUUACUGCAUGUGUAUGAAGACCAUCUCUGGCAUUCAUCCAAGUAACAUCCAAAUGGAGGUGCUCAGAGCAGGACCCCAUUGUGCCAAUGUUCAAGGGAUAGCCACACUGAAGAAAGGAAAGAAAAUCUGCCUGGACCCAGAAGCUCCCAAAAUCAAGAAAAUAGUCCAGAAAAUUUUGGAAAGCGAUGGGUCAACGGCUUAAUUGGUUCACUUUGUCAAACCUUUUUAUCUCCCAAGAAUGGGAGGAGUUUGAAGGCUUGACUUUCUGGAGUUCUUAUUUAUCCAAAAUUCCUAUUCGUAUUGUAUUAAACUUUGGAUAUGUUUUCCAUUCUGCCUCAAAAAGUCACAUGGUAUUCUGAGAAGGCUGGUUAAUAGAUGACAGAGAGAAGAUGACAAUAAGCAAACUUACUUUCAAAAUAUAAUGUAUGGUUUAUUCCCUAACUCUUGGUUAAAUGUGACGCUCUGCUUUGCAUUCAUUUAUUUAAAAUUUUCUUUUCAAAUACUUACAUGUGCAUUAACCUAUCUUGCUCUACCUUACUGUUAGACUAGCUAUGCCCAUGAUGAUUAAUAGAUUCCAUAAUGGUCAAUGAUAUUUGGAAUCACACAGAGCCCAGAAUAGAGCACUUGCUCAAGAAAUGUUUGCUAAUUUAUUUAGGCGCUUAAUGGAGUUUUUCACUGUCUUAGUCUUAGGAUGUCUUGUUUCAAAGCAUUUUCUGGAAGAUAUUUCCAGUGUUUAUUUUAGCCUUCAAACCCUAAAAAGAAUAAAGUUGUAGAAAGUGAGUCUUGUAAGCAGUGGUUAUUUAUUUUAAAGAGAAUAUAUUUAAUAUGAGUAGAAUAAA
Molecule: messenger RNA, 1110 nt
Organism: Leptonychotes weddellii (Weddell seal)
Lineage: Eukaryota; Metazoa; Chordata; Mammalia; Carnivora; Phocidae
Gene: PPBP
Product: pro-platelet basic protein
Biological process (GO): immune response; chemotaxis; defense response
Cellular component (GO): extracellular region
Molecular function (GO): chemokine activity
Source: RefSeq, a predicted model, not a curated record